Molecule: messenger RNA, 8301 nt
Organism: Orcinus orca (killer whale)
Lineage: Eukaryota; Metazoa; Chordata; Mammalia; Artiodactyla; Delphinidae
Gene: TPK1
Product: thiamin pyrophosphokinase 1
Exons: 8
Coding region: 345-1013 (222 amino acids)
Biological process (GO): thiamine metabolic process; thiamine diphosphate biosynthetic process
Molecular function (GO): thiamine binding; thiamine diphosphokinase activity; ATP binding
Source: RefSeq, a predicted model, not a curated record
GGGGCGGGGAGGAGGUGGCCGCCCCUCGCCGCUCUGGCUUUCUUGGCUCCCCCGGUCCCGGAUGGUGACGGCGGCGCGGGGAGACGCUGGACGGGGCGGCCCUGUCGAGGCACGUGUGGCGCCCGCAUGCUUUGCCCUGCGCGCCCUGGAACCCUUUGGGGCUCGAGUCUCCCGCGUCCCCGCGCGCCCUGCCUGCCGUGCCCGGGCCCGCACGCCAGGAGCGCGGCUCGCUCCGUGCUCCGCCCCGGAGACCAGAUGUACUGACGUUUUCGCGCGCUGUUUAAUUAGCUAGAAGUUCUAAUGUGGCGUUUUUAUGUUUUUAAUGCAGAGACCAGUAAUCCGUUAUGGAGCAUGCUAUUACCCCGUUGGAACCCCUGCUUCCCACUGGGAGUUUGAAAUACUGCCUUGUGAUUCUGAAUCAGCCUUUGGACAAAUGUUUUCGUCAUCUUUGGUGCAAAGCUCUUUUAAGAGCCUGUGCUGAUGGAGGUGCCAACCGCUUAUAUGACGUCACGGAAGGAGAGAGGGAAAGCUUUCUGCCUGAAUUCAUCAGUGGAGACUUUGAUUCUAUUAGGCCUGAAGUUAGAGAAUACUACGCCAUUAAGGGAUGUGAAAUUAUUUCAACUCCUGAUCAGUGCCAUACUGACUUUACCAAAUGCCUUGAAGUGCUCCAAAAUAAGAUAGAAGAAAAAGACCUACAGGUAGAUAUGAUUGUGACCCUGGGAGGACUUGCUGGACGUUUUGACCAGAUUAUGGCGUCAGUGAGCACUUUGUUCCAAGCAACUCGAAUCACUCCUUUGCCAAUUAUAAUAAUCCAAGAGGAGUCUCUCAUCUACCUGCUCCAGCCGGGAAAGCACAAAUUGCACGUCGAUACCGGAAUGGAAGGUGAUUGGUGUGGCCUCAUUCCUGUUGGACAGCCAUGCAAUCAGGUUACGACAACAGGCCUAAAGUGGAACGUCACUGUGUGGCUGACAGGGUCUUGCUGCUCCGCCGGGGUGUCAGACAUGAGCCUCUGACGUGGGAGAGCCAAGUUCAGGACAUUGCUCCACCAUAGACCUCCCAGCCCCUCAUAAUAUCAAUCGGCAAGAAUUCUCCCAGAGAUCUCCAUCUCCAUGCCAAGACCCAGCUCCACUUCAAUGACCAGCAAGCUCCAGUGCUAGACGCCCCAUGCCAAACAACUAGCAGGGCAGGAACACAGCCCCACCCAUUAGCAGAGAGGCGGCCUAAAAUCAUAAUAAGGUCACAGACACCCCAAACACACUACCGGACGCAGUCCUGCCCACCAGAAAGACAAGAUCCAGCCUCAUCCACCAGAACACAGGCACCAGUCCCCUCCACCAGGAAGCCAACAAAACCCACUGAACCAACCUUACCCACUGGGGGCAGACACCAAAAACAACAGGAACUACAAACCUGCAGCCUGUGAAAAUGAGACCCCAGACACAGUAAGGCAGGCAAAAUGAGAAGACAGAGAAACACACAGCAGAUGAAGGAGCAAGGUAAAAACCCACCAGACCAAACAAAUGAGGAGGAAAUAGGCACUCUACCUGAAAAAGUAUUCAUAGUAAUGAUAGUAAGAGGAUCCAAAAUCUUGGAAAUAGAAUGGUGAAAAUACAAGAAACGUUUAAAAAGGACCUAAAAGAACUAAAGAGCAAACAAACAAUGAUGACCAACACAAUAAGUGAAAUUAAACAUACUCUAAAAGGAAUCAAUAGCAGAAUAACUGAGGCAGAAGAACAGAUAAGUGACCUGCAAGAUAAAAUAGUGUAAAUAAUUAUUGCAGAGCAGAAUAAAGAAAAAAGAAUGAAAAGAAUUGAGGACAGUCUCAGAGACCUCUGGGACAACAUUAAAUGCACCAACAUUCAAAUUACAGGGGUCCCAGAAGAAGAAGAGAAGAAGAAAGGGACUGAGAAAAUACUUGAAGAGAUUAUACUUGAAAACUUCCCUAGUACGGGAAAGAAAAUAGUCACCCAAGUCCAGGAAGCACAGAGAGUUCCAUACAGGAUAAAUCCAAGGAGAAACAUGCCAAGACACAUAUUAAUCAAACUAUCAAAAAUUAAAUACAAAGAAAAAUAUUAAAAGCAGCAAGGGAAAAGCAACAAAUAACAUACAAGGGAAUCCCCAUAAGGUUAACAGCUGAUCUUUCAGCAGAAACUCUGCAAGCCAGAAGGGAGUGGCAGGACAUAUUUAAAGUGAUGAAAGGGGAAAACCUACAACCAAGAUUACUCUACCCAGCAAGGAUCUCAUUCAAAUUCGAUGGAGAAAUUAAAACCUUUACAGACAGGCAAAUGCUAAGAGAAUUCAGUACCACCAAACCUGCUUUACAACAAAUGCUAAAGGAACUUUUCUAGGCAGGAAACACAAGAGAAGGAAAAGACCUACAAAUACAAACACAAAACAAUUAGGGAAAUGGUAAUAGGAGCAUACAUAUCGAUAAUUACCUUAAAUGUAAAUGGAUUAAAUGCUCCCACCAAAAGACAUAGACUGGCUGAAUGGAUCCCAAAACAUGACCUGUGCCUAUGCUGUCUACAAGAGACCCAUUUCAAACCUACGGACACAUACAGACUGAAAGUGAGGGGGUGGAAAAAGAUAUUCCAUGCAAAUGUAAAUCAGAAGAAAGCUGGAGUGGCAAUUCUCUUAUCAGACAAAAUAGACUUUAAAAUAAAGACUAUUACAAGAGACAGAGAAGGACACUACAUGAUGAUCAAGGGAUCGAUCCAAGAAGAAGAUACAACAAUUGUAAAUAUUUAUGCUCCCAACAUAGGAGCACCUUAAUACAUAAGGCAAAUGAUAACAGCCAUAAAGGGGAAAUCGACAGUAACAUGAUCAUAGUAGAGGACUUUACCACCCCACUUUCACCAGUGGACAGAUCGAUCAUCCAAAAUGAAAAUAAAUAAGGAAACACAAGCUUUAAAUGACACAUUAACCAAAAUGGACUUAGUUGAUACUUAUAGGACAUUCCAUCCAAAAACAGCAAAAUACAUUUUCUUCUCAAGUACUCAUGGAGCAUUCUCCAGGAUAGACCAUAUCUUAGGUCACAAAUCAAGCCUUGGUAAAUUUUAGAAACUUGAAAUCAUAUCAAGUAUCUUUUCUGACCACAACACUGUAAGACUAGAUAUCAGUUACAGGAAAAAAAACUGUAAAAAAUACAAACACAUGGAGGCUAAAUAACACACUAGUAAAUAACCAAGAGACCACUGAAGAAAUCAAAGAAGAAAUCAAAAAAUACCUAGAAACAAAUGACAAUGAAAACACAAUGACCCAAAACCUACGGGAUGCAGCAAAAGCAGUUCUAAGAGGGAAGUUUAUAGCAAUACAAUCCUACCUCAAGAAAUAAGAAACAUCUCAAACAACCUAACCUUACACCUAAAGCAAUUAGAGAAAGAAGAACAAAAAACCACACAGUUAGCAGGAGGAAAGAAACCAUAAUGAUCAGAUCAGAAAUAAAUGAAAAAGAACUGAAGGACACAAUAGCAAAGAUCAAUAAAACUAAAAGCUGGUUAUUUGAGAAGAUAAACAAAAUUGAUAAGCCAUUAGCCAGACUGAUCAGGAAAAAAUGGGGGAAGACUCAAAUCAACAGAAUUAGAAAUGAAAAAGGAGAAGUAACAACUGACACUGCAGAAAUACAAAGGAUCAUGAGAGAUUACUACAAGUAACUGUAUGCCAAUAAAAUGGACAACCUGGAAGAAAUGGACAAAUACUUAGAAAAGCACAGCCUUCUGAGACUGAACCAGGAAGAAACAAAAUAUAAAAAGACCAAUCACAAGCACUGAAAUUGAAACUGUGAUUAAAAAUCUUCCAACAAAGAACAGCCCAGGACCAGAUGUCUUCACAGGCAAAAUCUAUAAAACAUUUAGAGAAGAGCUAACACCUAUACUUCUCAAACUCUUCAAAACAUGGCAGAGGGAGGAACACUCCCAAACACAUUCUACGAGGCCACCAUCACCCUGAUACCAAAACCAGACAAAGACGUCACAAAGAAAGAGAACUACAGGCCAAUAUCACUGAUGAACAUAGAUGCAAAAAUCCUCAACAAAAUAUUAGCAAACAGAAUCUAGCAGCACAUUAGAAGGAUCAUACACCAUGAUCAAGUGGGGUUUAUCCCAGGAAUGCAAGGAUUCUUCAAUGUAUGCAAAUCAUCAAUGUGAUACCCCAUAGUAACAAAUUGAAUAAAAACCACAUGAUCAUCUCAAUAGAUGCAGAAAAAGCUUUCAACAAAAUUCAACAAACAUUAAUGAUAAAAACUCUCCAGAAAGUAGGCAUAGAGGGUACUUAACAUAAUAAAGGCCAUAUAUGACAAACCCACAGCCAACAUCAUUCUCAAUGGUGAAAAACUGAAACCAUUUCCACUAAGAUCAGGAACAAGACAAGGUUUCCCAUUCUCACCACUAUUAUUCAACAUAGUUUUGGAAGUUUUAGCCACAGCAAUCAGACGAAAAAGAAAGAAAAAGAAUCCAAAUCAGAAAAGAAGUAAAGCUUUCACUGUUUGCCGAUAACAUGAUACUAUACAUACAGAAUCCUAAAGAUGCCACCAGAAAACUACUAGAGCUAAUCAAUGAAUUCGGUAAAGUAGCAGGAUGCAAAAUUAAUGCACAGAAAUGUCUUGCAUUCCUAUACACUAAUGAUGAAAAAUCUGAAAGAGAAAUUAAGGAAACACUCCCAUUUACCAUUGCAACAAAAAGAAUAAAAUACCUAGGAAUAAAUCUACCUAAGGAGACAAAAGACCUGUAUGCAGAAAACUAUAAGACACUGAUGAAAGAAAUUAAAGAUGAUACCGACAGAUGGAGAGAUAUACCAUGUUCUUGGAUUGGAAGAAUCAACAUUGUGAAAAUGCCUAUAGUACUGAAAGCAAUCAGCAGAUUCAAUGUAAUCCCUAUCAAACUACCAAUGGCAUUUUUCACAGAACUAGAACAAAAAAAUUUCCCAAUUUGUAUGGGAACACAAAAGACCCCAAAUAGCCAAAGCAAUCUUGAGAAAGACAAAUGGAGCUAGAGGAAUCAGGCUCCCGGACUUCAGACAAUACUACGAAGCUACAGUAAUCAAGACAGUAUGGUACUGGCACAGAAACAGAAAGAUAGAUCAAUGGAACAGGAUAGAAAGCCCAGAGAUAAACCCAUGCACAUAUGGUCACCUUAUCUUUGAUAAAGGAGGCAAGAAUAUACAAUGGAGAAAAGCCAGCCUCUUCAAGUGGUGCUGGGAAAACUGGACAGCUACAUGUAAAAGAAUGAAAUUAGAACACUCCCUAACAGCAUACACUAAAGUAAGCUCAAAAUGGAUUAAAGACUUAAAUGUAAGGCCAGACACUAUAAAACCCUUAGAGGAAAACAGGCAGAAUGCUCUAUGAAAUCACAGCAGGAUCCUUUUUGACCCACCUCCUAGAGAAAUGGAAACAAAAAUAAACAAAUGGGACCUAAUGAAACUUAAAAGUUUUGCACAGCAAAGGAAACCAUAAAGAAGACAGAAAGACAAUCCUCAGAAUGGGAGAAAAUAUUUGCAAAUGAAGCAACUGACAAAGGAUUAAUCUCCAAAAUAUACAAGCAGCUCAUGCAGCUUAGUAUCAAAAAAACAAACAACCCAAUCCAAAAAUGGACAGAAGACCUAAAUAGACAUUUCUUCAAAGAAGAUAUACAGAUUGCCAACAAACACAUGAAAGGAUGCUCAACAUCAGUAAUCAUGAGAGAAAUGCAAAUCAAAUCAAAACUACAAUGAGGUAUCACCUCACAGUGGUCAGAGUGGCCAUCAUCAAAAAAUCUACAAACAAUAAAUGCUGGAGAGGGUGUGGAGAAAAGGGAACCCUCUUGCUCUGUUGGUGGGAAUGUAAGUUGAUACAGCCACUAUGGAGAACAAUAGGGAGGUUCCUUAAAAAACUAAAAAUAGAAUUACCAUAUGACCCAGCAAUCCCACUACUGGGCAUAUACUCUUAGAAAACCAUAAUUCAAAGAGUCAUGCACCACAACGUUCUUUGCAGCACUAUUUACAAUAGCCAGGGCAUGGAAGCAACCUAAGUGUCUAUCGACAGAUGAAUGAAUAAAGAAGAUGUGGCACAUAUAUACAAUGAAAUAUUACUCAGCCAUAAAAAGAAACAAAAUUGAGUUAUUUGUGGUGAGGUGGAUGGACCUAGUGUCUGUCAUACAGAGUGAAGUAAGUUAGAAAGAGAAAAACAAAUACCGUAUGCUAACACAUGUAUAUGGAAUCUGAAAAAAAAAGUUUCUGAAGAACCUAGGGGCAGGACAGGAAUAAAGACGCAGACAUAAAGAAUGUACUUGAGGACACGGGGAGGGGGAAGGGUAAGCUGAGACGAAGUGAGAGAGUGGCAUGGACAUCUAUACACUACCAAAUGUAAAACAGAGAGCUAGUGGGAAGCUGCCGCAUAGCACAGGGAGAUCAGCUCGGUGCUUUGUGACCACCUAGAGGGGUGGGAUAGGGAGGGUGGGAGGGAGACGCAAGGGGGAGGGGAUAUGGGGAUAUAUGUUUAUGUAUAGCUGAUUCACUUUGUUAUAAAGCAGCAACUAACAGAGCAAUAUAAAGCAAUUUUACUCCAAUAAAAGUGCUUAAGAAAAAAAGAACAAAGCUGGAGGAAUCAUGCUUCCCGACUGUAAACUAUAUUUCAAAUAAAAGAAGACACAUAGGUCAAGUGGAACCAAACAGCCCAGAAAUAAACCCAUGCAUAUAUGAUCAAUUAAUUUUCAACAAAAAAGACAAAAAUAUACAAUGGAGAAAGGGCAAUCUCUUCAACAAAUCGUGUUGGGAAAACUAGAUGUCCACAUGCAAAAAGAAGGAAACUAGACCUCUAUCUUAUACCAUACACAAAACUGAACUGAAAAUGGAUUAAAGAUUUUAACGUAAGACCUGAACCAUAAAACUCCUAGAAGAAAACAUACAGAAAAAGCUCCUUGCCAUCCACUCUGCAGUGAUUUGUUUUGAUUUGACCCCAAAAGGAAAGGCAACAAAAGCAAAAAAGUAGUAAGUGGGACUACAUUGAACUAAAAGGCCUCUAUGCAGGAAAGGAAGCCAUCUUCUGCAAAGGAAACCAUCAACAAAAUUGAAAAUCAACCUACUAAAAGGGAGAAAAUGUUUGCCAAUAUAUCAGAUAAGGAAUUAAUAUUCAAAAUAUAUAAAGCACUCAUACAAUAGCAAAAAAAUUUUAAAAAUGGGCAGAUGAUCUGAAUAGACUUUUUUUCCAUAUGAGACACAUACAGAUGGACAACUGGUACAUGAAAAUGUGCUCAACCUCACUAAUCAUCAGGGAAAUGCAAAUCAAAACCAUAGUGAGUUAUACUCACCUCACACCUGUUAGCAUGGCUAUUAUCAAAAAGACAAGAUAACAAGUGUUGUGAAGGCUGUAGAGAGAAGGGAACCCUCGUGCACUGUGCACUGUUGGUGGGAAUGUAAACUGGUGCAGCCAUGGUGGAGAACAGUAGGGAGGGUCCUCAAAAAAUUGAAAACAGAACUUCUAUCUAACCCAGAAAUCCCCCUUCUGGAUAUUUAUCCAAAGGAAACGAAAAUGCUAACUUGAAAGGAUAUCUGUGCCCCCAUGUUCACUGCAGUAUUAUUUACAAUAGCCAAGACAUGGAAACAACUUUAAGAUCUUUAAGUGUCCAUCAGUGGCUGAAUGGAUAAAGAAAAUGUGAGAUUUUAUAAAUAUGCACACCCACACAGGAAUAUUACUUGGCCAUAAAAAAGAAGGAAACCUUGCCAUCUGCAGCAACAUGGACGGACUCUGAGAGCAUUAUGCUAAGUGAAGCAAGUCAGAGAAAGACAAACACAGGAUGAUCUGAUAUAUAUGUGGAAUGUAAAAAAUACACUAAAAACCAGUCUCAUAGAUACAAAGAACAUACUGGUGAUUGCCAGAAGUGGGGGGUGAGAGGGUGGAAGAAAUGAGUAAAGGUGAUCACAAGGUACAAACUUCCAGUUAUAAAAUAAAUAAGUCAUGGGGAUGUGAUAUACAGCAUGAUGACUAUAGUUAAUAAUACUGAAUUGAAUAUUUGAAACUUGCUAAGAGAGUAGAUGCUGCAUGUACUCUACACCUCUAAACUAGAAAUAGUUUGACCUUCUGCCUUUAAGAAAAUGAAAAUGUAAUACAGCAAUUUAAUUUUUGAAAAGUUUCAAGAACCACUGUAAGUCUAAAUGCUGUUUUAUAGGAUACAAUUUUAACAGUAAUAAUCCUGCCAGGAGUUCCUGUUUUAAAGUGUAAAUUAGCAGUUUUUAAAUAGAAAGUUUGUCUCACGUAUAUACAUACAAAGACAUUUUUAAGAUCUCUAGUUCAAAAAGUUAAAAUUGUAAAGACCAGUCACAGUGAACCGA